AUGGAAGGAAGUUUGCACGAUCAAGAGAGGCACUUUCUUACUUCUCCUGGAGCACCCACACUCACUAGUUGUCAGGUUCAAGAAGUGGCUUCAAGUCCCGAUAUUCCCCAGUCAACAUCCCAAUGGCGAUUAUUUGAUAUGUUGAAGAUCUCAUCAAGUCCCAAACUUAAAGAAAAGCCCAUUGAGCCAACAAAACAACAUACCGACCCAGCAAACGACAUAAUUGUCUCCAAUUGCAUAUGUUGUGCUACUCUAUUAUCACAUCCACAGAUAUCCUCUAAGUUCGAAUGCUCAAUCUGUCAUACGGUGAACCUCUUGAAAGACUUUCAAGACUACUAUAUGAAAGACUCCCAUGUACCCCAUACCAUCUCCUUUCGAUAUGUGAAAAGAGUGGCAGAAAAAUGUUUAGCGGAUGCUCAUGAUAACCAGCACAAGACACUUCAUGAGAUAUUUGAACCUCUUUCAAACUACCUUUACACGGCGUUCCAAAAUUAUGGGUGUGUGAACAAUUCAUUCAAGGUUAAAAAAUCCAGCUCCAAGAUUCACUACUCGACUUCCAAUAUUAACUACGAAGAUAUUCAAAAAGUGUUCGACCUUUUGACGAAACUUCCCACAAAAAGACCUUUGUAUAAUGCUUUGCAAGGAUGUUCAACACUAUUGAGACGAAUACCAGUUAGUUUUGGAGAGGAUGCUAGGAAUUAUUGUUUCUUAUUGAUAAUGUUUCAGAUUCCUCUUUUGUCCCACGCUUUGACUCAUUACGAAUCUAAAUCAAAUCCUCCCUGUACAAGAAUGAUAGACUCCCCGGAAAUCAAAGCUUUGUGUUAUGAUGUGAUCAAACGUGUGUUGGGCAUAUUGUCUAAUAUCAAAUCUGUGAGGGUCAAGAACUAUAUCACUAGUUGGUUUUCCAGAUACUCAUCCAGUGACUUUGUUUCUAAAGUGGAUCUAAUAAAUGUGUACAUCACUUUCCACAUGAAAAAAUACUUCUACAUCGCAAAUAAUCCAGAACAUAGGAGAAAAUUACUGAUACCCAGCCCGGGAAACAAUGUUGAUGAAGAAUACUUUCAAAACUCGUCUUUCAAAGAACAAAUUGAACAAAUGAAUUCAGGCUCGCUGCCUUUACCAACGGGUCCCUUAAAUUUUGGCAGGACCAAAUCUAAAAAGUCCAAGGAUCUGACUACAAAAAUAAGGAUUUAUCAAUAUGGUAAUGACUGGCAUUUGAAGACUGCAUCUAUUGUGUUACAGUCUUUUCUUGAAGCUUAUAAUAUAAGAGCGGAUAGUUUGCAUGUCUCAAUAUUUUACAAUUCAUUGGUAGAUUAUGUGAAUCUCAAAAUGGACUUUGACUCGUGGAUUAGCAAUAAGAAAUUCAAAGACCAAAAACCUGGUGACAAUCCAGAGCUUCUGGUAGUUAUUGAUUAUAUCAAUGGAAACCAAAAUUCUUUUGCUUCUUCUGCCACCUUUUUCUUCAGCAAAUACCCGUUUUUGAUAACAUUAGGAAACAAAAUAUCCAUUUUAGAGUAUGAAGCCAAAAGGAUUAUGGAAAGGAAAGCAGAGGAGGCAUUUAUAAACUCAUUGGAUAGAAGAGUACCCUUGGAUGUUUACUUCAGGGUGCGUGUUAGACGAUCACACUUCGUCCAAGAUUCAUUGAAUUGUAUUCUUGCUAACCAACAGAACUUGAAAAAGAGUUUGAAAGUCCAGUUUGUUGGAGAAGCAGGUAUUGAUGCUGGAGGCUUAAGAAAAGAAUGGUUCUUGUUGCUAACUAAAGCUAUGCUAAGUCCAGAAACGGGUAUGUUGGUUAAUGUAGAAGAGUCUAAUUAUCAUUGGUUCAAUUUGGUACCCAUAAACAAUGUUGAUAACUAUUACCUCUUCGGAGCAGUUUUGGGAUUGGCGGUUUACAAUUCUACUAUCUUGGAAUUAAACUUCCCAAUUGCAUUCUAUAAGAUGCUAUUGAAAAUUCCCUUGGGGUUCAGUGAUUUUGAGCAAUUACAUCCGGAUUUGUCAAGAAACCUUUUCAAGAUCAAGAGCUUAAGCGAUGAGGAGCUCAAUAUGCUUGAUCUAAGUUUCGAGAUUUCCAUCUUUGACUUAUUUCAUAACGUCGUCAAUAGGGAACUUGUUCCGGAUGGCAAGAACAUACAAGUGACUUCAAAGAAUAGAGACUUGUAUAUUGAGAAGUAUGCUAAGUUCCGCUUAACCGACGGAGUUGCGGAGCAAACGGACUCUCUUUUGAAAGGGUUCUGCUCAGUCACCAGUGGAAAUGGUCUUUCCUUGUUUUCACCUGAAGAAAUUCAGUUGCUUUUAUGUGGUAACGAAGAAGGGAAGUUGGAUCUCGAAAUUUUGAGAUCUGUCACGAAAUACCUUGGAUGGAAGGAUAGCGAAGAAGCACAGAACAGUCAACUUAUUAAUUGGCUUUGGGAGUAUCUAAAUGAACUAAGCUACAAAGAACAAAAGAAAUUUCUUUCUUUCGUUACAGGAAGUGAUAGAAUACCUGCCACUGGUAUCCAAAAUCUUAACUUAACUAUAAAGAAGGCUGGUUCUGAAUCCGAGAGGCUCCCUACUGCUCACACCUGUUUCAAUGAAUUAGAAAUUCAUCGGUAUGCAACCAAGGAAAAGUUGUACGAAAAGUUGAGUAUGGCAAUUCAAGGCUCUAGUGGAUUUGGUAUAAAAUAG
Messenger RNA from Yamadazyma tenuis ATCC 10573, 2664 nucleotides. It is a transcript of the gene HUL4, whose product is annotated as putative E3 ubiquitin-protein ligase. Gene Ontology annotation, molecular function: ubiquitin protein ligase activity. Lineage: Eukaryota; Fungi; Ascomycota; Pichiomycetes; Serinales; Debaryomycetaceae. The record is from RefSeq and is a predicted model, not a curated record. Gene Ontology annotation, biological process: protein polyubiquitination.